Molecule: messenger RNA, 1536 nt
Organism: Hordeum vulgare subsp. vulgare (domesticated barley)
Lineage: Eukaryota; Viridiplantae; Streptophyta; Magnoliopsida; Poales; Poaceae
Product: UDP-glucosyltransferase 29-like
Exons: 1
Coding region: 83-1483 (466 amino acids)
Molecular function (GO): UDP-glycosyltransferase activity
Source: RefSeq, a predicted model, not a curated record
AGAAGACGAUUCUACUCAGGCACUGUUCCGCAGUACUCUGUGUGUGUGUCAGAAGCUCCUCCCAGCUAGCUCAUCGAUCGCCAUGGCGCAGGCGGAGAGCGAGAGCAUGCGCGUGGUCAUGUUCCCGUGGCUGGCGCACGGCCACAUCAACCCGUACCUCGAGCUGGCCAAGCGGCUCAUCGCCAACGCCUCCGACGACCACCACCUCGACGUCGUCGUCCACCUCGUCUCCACGCCGGCCAACCUCGCGCCCCUCGCGCACCAUCAGACGGACAGGCUCAGGCUCGUCGAGCUCCACCUGCCGUCGCUCCCUGACCUCCCGCCGGCGCUGCACACGACCAAGGGCCUCCCAGCCCGCCUCAUGCCGGUCCUGAAGCGCGCAUGCGACCUCGCCGCGCCACGCUUCGGCGCGCUCCUCGACGAGCUCUGCCCGGACAUCCUCGUCUACGACUUCAUCCAGCCGUGGGCGCCGCUCGAGGCCGAGGCGCGCGGCGUGCCGGCGUUCCACUUCGCCACCUGCGGCGCCGCCGCCACGGCGUUCUUCAUCCACUGCCUGAAAACGGACCGGCCCCCCAGCGCCUUCCCGUUCGAGAGCAUCAGCCUCGGCGGCGUCGACGAGGACGCCAAGUACACGGCGCUGGUCACCGUACGCGAAGACAGCACCGCCUUGGUUGCCGAGCGCGACCGCCUGCCGCUCAGCCUGGAGCGCUCCUCCGGGUUCGUGGCCGUCAAGUCCAGCGCCGACAUCGAGCGCAAGUACAUGGAGUACCUGUCCCAGCUCUUGGGCAAGGAGAUCAUCCCCACCGGCCCGCUGCUCGUUGACUCCGGUGGAUCGGAAGAGCAGCGCGACGGCGGACGCAUCAUGCGGUGGCUCGACGGCGAGGAGCCGGGCUCCGUGGUGUUCGUCUCCUUCGGCAGCGAGUACUUCAUGUCGGAGCACCAGAUGGCGCAGAUGGCGCGCGGGCUGGAGCUCAGCGGGGUACCCUUUCUGUGGGUGGUGCGGUUCCCGAACGCAGAGGACGACGCCCGCGGCGCGGCGAGGUCCAUGCCGCCGGGGUUCGAGCCUGAGCUCGGGCUGGUGGUGGAAGGGUGGGCACCGCAGCGGCGCAUCCUGUCGCACCCUUCCUGCGGCGCGUUCCUGACACACUGCGGGUGGAGCUCGGUGCUGGAGUCGAUGGCGGCGGGGGUGCCGAUGGUGGCGCUGCCGCUGCACAUUGACCAGCCGCUGAACGCCAAUCUUGCGGUGGAGCUGGGCGCGGCGGCCGCGCGCCUGAAGCAGGAGAGGUUCGGGGAGUUCACGGCGGAGGAAGUGGCGCGGGCGGUGCGCGCAGCUGUGAAGGGGAAAGAAGGGGAGGCGGCGAGGCGGCGUGCGAGGGAGCUGCAGGAGGUGGUGGCGCGGAACAACGGCGACGACGGGCAGAUCGCGACGCUGCUACAGAGGAUGGCGCGGCUCUGCGGCAAGGGCCAGGCCGUCCCAAAUUAGUGGGCUUUUAGAAGUGGUUUUGGUCGAAAAUUAAGGAAGGAAGUCGAUUUUGA